Pieris macdunnoughi is the source of this 978-nucleotide messenger RNA. The record is from the annotation of a GenBank genome assembly. NCBI's taxonomy places the organism in Eukaryota, Metazoa, Arthropoda, Insecta, Lepidoptera, Pieridae.
AUGCCCACGACAGUACACGAAAAUAUUGCCCUUCUUAACAUGAUGUCCUCGGACAAUCUGGAUGAUGAUUUAAAGACUGUUCAGCUCCAUUAUCCAUCGGAGCGCCGAUUGCAAAGCGACGGCGCAUGCGUAGAAGAGAGGGUGAGAACCUCGCGUGGCGACAUCCUAGUGGCGGUCCGCGGGGACCGCAAGAAGCGCGCCAUCAUCACAUACCAUGACCUCGGCCUCAAUUAUGCCGCGAAUUUUCAAGCAUUUUUUAAUUUUGUUGACAUGAGGGCUAUUUUGGACCAGUUUUGCAUUUACCACGUGAACGCUCCGGGCCAAGAAGAAAACGCCCCGACUUUGCCCGAAGAUUUCAUUUAUCCGACUAUGGAUGAGUUAUCUUCUCAAAUUGACUUUGUCCUCGGCCAUUUCGGCAUCAGGUCAUUCAUUGGAUUCGGAGUCGGGGCCGGAGCGAAUGUGCUAUCCCGUUAUGCAAUCAACAACCCUCACAGGGUUGACGCCUUGAUUUUGAUCAACUGCACGUCGACACAGGCGGGCUGGACCGAAUGGCUGUACCAAAAGAUUAACACGAGACAGUUACGAUCGAACGGAAUGACCCAAGGGGCCCUGGAUUACCUCAUGUGGCACCACUUCGGGAGAAGCACCGACAAUCGCAACCACGACUUGGUUCACGUCUACAAAGAGUGUUUCUCUCACAUGAACCCUGUCAACUUAUCCAUGUUAAUCGACUCGUACCUGCGUCGCUCUGACCUAGCGAUUGCGCGGGACAGUAACACUUUUAAAGUCCCAGUGCUGAAUGUAACAGGUGGGCUGUCACCACACGUCGAAGACACCGUCACAUUCAAUGGCCGCUUGGAGCCAGCAAAGACCUCUUGGCUGUGUAUCUCGGAUUGUGGAAUGGUGCUCGAGGAGCAGCCGAAUAAGAUAUCUGAGGCUUUCCGAUUAUUCCUUCAGGGCGAGGGCUACUGCAGGUAG